Molecule: messenger RNA, 6441 nt
Organism: Falco peregrinus (peregrine falcon)
Lineage: Eukaryota; Metazoa; Chordata; Aves; Falconiformes; Falconidae
Product: glycerol-3-phosphate acyltransferase 3
Exons: 13
Coding region: 702-1787 (361 amino acids)
Biological process (GO): triglyceride biosynthetic process
Cellular component (GO): endoplasmic reticulum
Molecular function (GO): glycerol-3-phosphate O-acyltransferase activity
Source: RefSeq, a predicted model, not a curated record
GAGACGGUAAUAUUACUCUGGGUUCAUCAGUUCAAGAUGUAUGCUACACGCUAUGAUCAGAAUUAAUCUGAUAGAAGCACCAAGAAAGAAUUCUAUAUAAUUUCUUAAGAUCAAAUGCAUUAACAUCUAAUUAAAUAUGCUUAAGAAAGGAAGUAUUUUUUAAAAGGAUUCUAAUACAUUUUUCAAAAGUAAAGGGAAUGAACCACUUACAUAAACUGUAUUUUUAAUGUUUUGUCAAGUGAAAAAUCAAUUUGGGCACGUAUUUUUCACUUCCUUCUGUUUAGAACCGCAGUAUGUAACAUGAAAGAUUUCACUUGAGUUGCUCUGCAGCAAGGCAUGAAUGCUGUUAGGAGGAUGAAGCUGGAGAACAGAAACCCAUAGGGCAAAUGAUAACUGGAAGACUGACUACCAGAAAAAAAAUGCAGGUGUUCCUGAUCAUGUCAGCCAGAAGAAAGGUCUAGAAAAAAAUUUCAGGAAGGGAGAGUUAAAAAUGACAGCAUUCUUCGAAACAUGACCAGAGAUCCCAUUUAAAGACCACAGGAGUUUUUCCCCUUCGCUUCAGGAGAGCGAAUGUUUGAUUUCAUCCCUCACCAGAGCUAUAGUGGGCCACCCUGCAGAUUGAGGAGGGAGUAAAAAAGCAGAAGGCGCUGGCACUUGAAAAUUUAAUCUCCACUGGGAUUGUCCAGAGAGAGGAAGCCUCCAUGGAAGAGGCGAUUGCUGGCCACUGCCAAGGAUGCUUCAACCUUGCUGAUGUUAUGUACUUCUCAAAGAAGGGGUGUGAGGCAGUUGCAGAAGAUGAAGUCACCCAGCGGUUCUCCUCUGAGGAGCUGGUGUCCUGGAAUCUCCUCAGCAGAACCAACGCUGACUUACACCAUGUCAGCUGGCAACUGACCAUUGUGUGGGUCGUUGGGAUCCUAAUUCGGUAUUGUCUUCUGGUGCCUUUCCGCAUCUGCUUGUCUGUUUUCAGCAUUCUCUUGCUGGUCUUAGUCACUACGGUAGUAGGACGGUUUCCGAAUGGCAGAAUUAAGUGCUGGCUGAGCAACCAGGUUCAGAUGAUAUGUGCCACAUUAGGUGUCCGAUGUGUGGGUGGUCUUGUUCAUUUCCACAACAGGGAAAACAAACCACGAGGAGGAGGCAUCUGUGUUGCCAACCACACAUCUCCAUUAGAUGUUCUAAUCUUGGCAAGUGAUGGAUGCUAUUCUUUGGUUGGCCAGGCACAUGGAGGGCUUCUGGGACUCAUUCAAAAAUCUUGCAUGCAAACCAGUCAGCAUGUUUUGUUUGAACGCUCAGAAAUGAAAGAUCGUCAUCUGGUGAGGAAAAAAAUUAGAGAACACAUUGCAGAUAAGGCCAAAUUACCCAUUUUAAUUUUCCCAGAAGGUACGUGCAUAAACAACACAUCAGUAAUGAUGUUUAAGAAGGGAAGCUUUGAGGUAGGAGGGACCAUCCAUCCAGUAGCAAUCAAGUAUGACCCCCGCUUUGCAGAUGCAUUCUGGAACAGCACAAAGUAUUCCAUGAUGACCUAUGCUUUUAAUGUGAUGACCAGCUGGGCUAUUGUCUGUAAUGUGUGGUACCUGCCACCGAUGAUCAAAGAGGAAGAAGAAGAUGCUGUUCACUUUGCCAACAGAGUCAAGGCUGUCAUUGCUGCUCGAGGAGGAAUGUCUGUGCUUCCUUGGGAUGGGGGACUGAAAAGGAAAAAGGUCAAAGAGUCUUUCAAGGAAGAGCAACAGAAAAAAUAUUGCCAGAUAGUAAUAGAAAAUGGAUCUGUGGGAAACAGAAAUGUUUGUUAAUUUUGUAUUAUUUAAUGUUGGUUUAUCUCAUUUUUCUGUGACUUAUCUCCACCAGACAGUGGGCUAUUUUUUUAAUAUUAAACCCAACGUAUUUUCCUUCUGUCCCUGUAAGAUAUUUUGCAUACGACACAGCAGGUAAACCAUAAAGAGAUAGUAUUUUGCAUUAAAUAAGGAUAUAAUUUUAUAAAUGAGAUUUACAAUAUACAAUUAUCCUAUAAAUAGGAAGGUUUACUAGUAAAAUUCUCUGCAUUGUUGAGUGGGAAGAAUCUGCAAUAAAAUUACUUAGGUUCAUUAAAAUACCAUUAUAUUUUUUUAAACCUUUGAGUUAGCCUGAAGACUUAAAUAGUAACUUCUCAACUUGUAAUAAAACACCACUGUACUAGCCUCUCUCAACAACUUAGACUAGCAGUUUUCCUGUGUGCCACAGUCACUGUGUUGCUGGAGAGAGAGAGUCCUGAUGUCAGAUGUGGAGUUCACUAAAAUAUUUUUUUCUGAAUUGCAAGUUGUAGAGGAAGUGUUGACUGUCAGAGGGAAAGAGGCAGUCAUUGACUUUCCCCUCUGUAUCGCAAGACCCGUGAUGGCAACAUAGGAAGUUUUACAGGGUCCCACUAACAAACAGCAGAACAGUGUCCAGGGCAGUCUGUCCCUGAUGCCUGGGUGUGUGAUGCUGGGAUAAAUUAGUCACAAGAAAGGACAAUGUUGUAGAAAAAUACAUAUUUUUUUUAAAAAAAUAUAUUUUGUCUUCUGAUUUUGCCAUGUCCCUUUGUUACACAAAUUAAAGAAAACCUAUGACAUGACCUCUGUUAUUCUCUGUCGUAUUUAUUUCUGGAUAGCGACCUGCCUGUGAUAAUGCUUGAUGUGAAGGCUACUGAUUUGCUCUCUGGCAAGCCCACCCUCCAGAAAUAUACAGAGCAAGUGCACUUAAGGAAUCUGAGAUGGAAAUAUUUCUGUCACCCAUCGUAUUUCUUUGUAUAAAAUAUUUGCUCUCCUGUUGAGUAGCUCCCACGUGGAAGAAUCUGGCUUCUUUAAUGAUCUGAACAUCACUAAAGAAGCACACAUGGAUAGGUGUUAUUUUGCCCAAGCUGCUUUAAGACAAAUGAGUUGGUAAGGACACUUAAUAAAGUUUACGUGACAGCAGCCCCCUGACUGAGGUCUCAGCAGAGAUGGAGGACCUGUCAUGGUGAGCAUAAUACACCCUGCAGAAAGACAGAUGCACAGAUGUUCCAUUGCAUUGCCCAGCCCUGGAGGGUCUAGGAAACUAAUAGCUAACAGAGGUGGUAACGGCCCUGAGGCUGCAUGGCACAGAACUGAGCUCUCUUCUUCUGUGGCCAGGCCUGGUGUAUCAUCCCAGGGUCUAGUUGUUACAGGUAUGUGAAUUCUCUUGGUGGAUCAGUCAGUUCAAAUGUUGGGGUCAUAGGUAAGCAGUAGGAGAAACUGCCCUUUUAAAAAGCUGUUAGCUCCCCAGGUAGGGAGAGUGCUAGCAGUGUGCCUACAGAGGAAAGUUGCUUCAGACUCUCCUAUUGUGAAAGAGGUUCUGCUUGCUCCUGACCGUAGUAAGCUGUGCUUCCAUGUCUGUUGAAGCUGUUGAUUUGGUUUCCAAGUAUAAAAAGCUGAAGAAAUGUCACAGACUAUCCUGACAACUGGUAAAUCUCUUCAGUGUGCCAGAGCUUAAAAUUGGGAGUUUUUCCUUUUGUGUGACUGAUGUCUGAGAGUUGCUAACAGAGAUUGUAGUUGUAUGCAAGCGGUUAAGACAAGUGUUGGGAGCAUCCUUCCCACACUACUGCAUGCUUUCUUCCCGCUUGGAGGUAAAAGGGGAGACGGAACACGCAAAAAGAGGGACCAGAGACAGGAAAAGAUGGGGUGAUAAAGAAGAACUAUUGGAACAGCAGUUUUCUUAUUUGGGCUUUGCUUCUGUAAGACAUUAGAAGAUGACGGGCCUCUUUUCCUGUCCUGCAAUACUUCCCCAGCUCACCAAGAGCAGAAGAGCCCUUGAAUGUGUGAUCCUCAUUAUGGUUACGACUCCAACUCUUGUAAAAAGUAUAGCUCAGACCUCUGAAUGUACGAGUAUUACAGGUCACCUGUUGAGCUGCGGGAGGAGUGGUGAUGUUGUCUGUAUUUUCUCUGCCAUUUUUUGGCUGUCUUAACAAAAGAAGUGAAAAACUGUGAAGUAAGUGCUUACGUAUAGAAUAGGGAAAUUUAAAGCAAGUGAUGAGCUUGUCAACAAGAGAAGUGGGGUUUGUUAGCUGCCAGUAAAAAUGCCAACUUGACUUAAACUUUUUUGUCUUGCCCUGCUUUAAAGAAAUGUUUCUUGGUUUUGGUUGUGCUUUCUUUACUUGCCUCCCAUCUCCCCCUUUCCUUUCUCUUUCUAUUCUGUAUUUCAUUUGCAUUUAUCAGCAGUAGCCUUGUAAUUGCUUUUAACUGAAAUUGUGUACUGCCCUUAGAGUACUGAGGUUGUGAAGGAAUUGAUUGUUUUCCAAAAGGACACCACAGAUAAGUGUCUCUUUCUCCUCCAACAGGAGGAUAAGGUAACAGUAAAAAGAACACGUUCUCAUGAUAGUAUGUGAGUGGGAAGCUGGUAAACUGCAGCUUAUUUUUCACAAUCAAAGAACUCACACUUGUGUUAUUCCUCCUCUUUGCUUAUCUUCCACUGGUCUUGCAGCAGCCAGGCUUCUGAACUGUUUUUGCUCCUUUUUUCUCUGUUCCUUUGCAGGAUCAAGUGUAUCACAGUCUCAUGCUGAUUGGUGCCAAGUGAUAGGUUUAGAUGGAAGUGAAUAAAUAUUUCAGUGGAUCAGACACUCAAACCCCCUGCCAAAAACCUUAAAAAAAUAUCUAAGUAACAGGGGUUUUGGCUUUUUUAUUAAUUGUUUGUGCAAGCUACAUUGGAGAAGCCUGUGGCUCUGUCUUCCUCAAGAGCACAAACUUCCUCUAUUGUUUACUAUUUAAUGUAUUUACCCUUCAGUUCCUUAUCGAAUGAGCCUUGCACUUCUAACUGACUGGGUCGCUUCUUCAAAUAAAACACGAGGGCCUUGUGAUACGGCUAACCAGUGUAGGGAAGAUGUACGUUAUAAAAUGUCGCCUUGCUUUGUAGUUUGUUGCUGUUGGCUAAUACCUACAUACUGAGCAUCUAAGUGAUGCUAACUGUUGCUGUGGCAGUAACACAUCAUGUUGGUGCAACUGAAGCAAACCAAAGUCCUAGGUACAUUCAUCCUGAACUUCUGAGAUGCCUAAGACAGUGGGCCAUGAGUUGAAAGUAAGUGUAUGUUGGAACGAGUGAAUGAAAUCAGACCCUCUCGCUAUGUGGGUUUGUCAGAGACUGAGUCAAAAUAGCUGCUUAUGCUGACUUUUGAAGACAUUACUGUCUGAUCAGCUGGUGCAUGGAAAGCCAGAUACACUUAUAAACCCCACCUUUAGGUCCUUAAUGACAGUUGUGCACCAUGCCCAAGGUGCAGUGCAGAAUCUUUGUACACAACAUGGGUCCUGGGGUGGUCUGGGACCUUAAGUCACUUGGGUGCUACGCUGCUUCUGCACUGGACUGAAGGCUGGAGCUCUGUCCCCCGUAUUUAAGGUCCUGAACCUUGAAUAAGUGAGGGCAGCUCUCAGAAUGCCGUAAAGGCUGAGUCACUGUGUCUAACAUGCCUCUUCUUCCUCAAGCAGGCUUCCAAAACUGGAGCUUGAGAAGGAAUCUGAAAGCAUUUUUUUGGGUGGUUGCAUUACUAAAUUUUCCUUGGUUGGGAGUAGAAGACGUAAAGAUGACUUAUGCUUUGACCCCUUUAAACUAAAUACGCUGUCUGAAAUAGCUUUAAUGUCAGGUUCAUAUUUCUGAGUUUUCAUCCCUGGACUGUGGGGAGGUUAUUUAGACAUUACCGCUAUUAAUGUUUAAAGUAUAUUGUGCUGCUGUGCUACAAGGGUAAAGUAACCUGAAUCAGGUUGUAACUAUGCAUUGUUAAGCAGUGUAAGGCGAGUUUCUGGGUAAAUGACCAUCAUUGCCUUAAUGUAUUUAAGCAUUUUUUUUAGACAGGUUCUCUAAAUUUCCUGGGCCUCCAAGAACAUAUGUGACUCAAAACCAAUAUAAGACAGAGUUUUUGAGGUCUCUUUUUAUAUAUAUGAAUAUACAUUCUUUUUCUUUUCUGUGUGUGUGUGUGUGUGUGUGUAUAUAUAUGUACUCACUUUGUACGUAUAUAAAGGGACGCCCAGAUGCCUACUAUCAAUUAGGAGCAUAGCAUGAACAUGAGAAAGAGGAGUUAAUGAUAACAAUAGAAACAUUACAGAUUAUUAGAAGACAUAGUGACCUCUUGUACUCUGUGAGAGCUGAAUGGGAAUUUGCUGAAAUGUCUAAUAUUUCACUGUAAUGUACCUGCACGUUAAGUCUGAUUUAUGUAGCUAGAAUCCUUUUAUUCUCUUGACUCCAAAUGUCUUUUUCUACAGCUGUAUCUGUCUUACUUUGGAAAGGUCUGAAAUGCUCUUCUCUCUCCCACUUCUGCUGACUUCUACGUUAUUGGGAGACAGUGGUUUUUCCUAACCCGCUGUUUUUAAACGUGUUUCAGCGAUUGCACAGGCGAGCGUUAUAAGAAAAGUGCAAACGGUGCCUCCCAGUGGCGGCUGGGUAACAGUAGCAAACGCCCUUGCACAGUCGCCUCGGCGUGUUUCAUUGAAU